GAGUUUUAAUUUCUUCCAUUUCUUUACUCCGCUCCAGUCACGAUCAUUUCAGUCUUUCUCACACCACGACAACGACGACCGCUUGCCUGAAUACAUUCUCUUCAGGUUGAACGCUAUCAUUCUGCUUGAUUAGCAACUGCUUUGUCAAUUGAUAGAUAUGGCAUCAUCUGUUUUUUACAAGUUCAGCUCGAGAAGAGACGAAUCGAGGGUGUCCUUUGAUGGCACCGGUAUCUCUGUUUUUGAUCUCAAGCGCGACAUUAUCUUAGCAAACAACAUGGGAAAAGCGAACGAUUUUGACCUGUACAUCUAUGACAGUGCGUCCAAGCAAGAGUACAAAGACGACUCCGAAAUUAUUCCUCGUUCUUCCUAUGUCAUCGUCAAGCGAUUACCAGCCUCCCGUCCUGGCAAGGGUAAGGCCUCAAUGUAUAUCGCCGGCGCUGCGAACGUCGUACCAACAUCCGAACCUGUAUCGAGAAACGGAUCUACAUGGCACAAGGGUGCAUUAUCAAAACGAUUUGAUGGAAAGGACGAAGCUCCGCAAAGACCCCCUACUGCACCGACUGCACCUACACCCGUUGCGUCAUCUGUGACCAAGGGUGACGAAGCAGCCGCCAUGGCUGCAAUGUUUCAAGCCCAAACUGCGAAUUGGGAAGAGACACAGGAAAAAAUGUCCCACGCUCCUCGUAUUUACAACAAUCCUCGAGGAACGGGGUUCUCUCGUGGUGGCAAACCUCAUUCGGUACACCAGCCCUAUCAAGUACCAGACAGACCGUUGCCUCCCAGUUAUGUCUGCUAUCGCUGUGGUCAGAAAGGACACUGGAUCAAGGAUUGUCCUACGAACAAUGAUCGUGAAUACGACAAUAAGCCCCGCAUAAAGCGAACGACAGGCAUUCCACGGAGUAUGCUUAAGGCGGUGGAGAACCCCGUCGGUGCACAAAUUGGACAGGGAGUCAUGGUCACACCCGAGGGCGGUUAUGUCGUUGCUCAACCUGACAUAGCCUCGUGGCAAAAACAGGUAUCACGAACCAAAGCACUCACCGCUGCCGAUGUCCGUGAACGUGUACCCACAGAUGCCAGUCUUGUUUGUUCCAUCGACAAUAAACUCUUCCGUGACGCUGUGAAGACUCCUUGCUGUGGCACGCUAUAUUGCGAAGAGUGUAUACAGACGCACCUUCUAGAGCGAGAUUUCAUAUGUCCAAACUGUGCUAAGAAAAUUGCAUCCCUGGAUGAAUUGGCUGCGGAUAAGCCGAUGCGUACUCAAGUAACGGACUACAUCGAAAAGGCUAUCGAAACGAGUAAAACGGAAGCUGAAGAAGAAACCAAACCAACAACUGAUGACGCUGCUCAGCAGGAAGAACCAAAUCUGGAACAAGACUUCUAUACCGACCAACAGCCUGGUGUAGAUGUAAACAUGCAGGAAAUGCUUGUAAACAGCAUCCCUCAACUACAAGCGCAGAUUUCUCAGAUCUCCGUCAUGCUUCAAAAUGCCUCCCUCCCGAUGCAAGUACGACAGACGACCGAAAUGCAAUAUCAGCAGCUCCAAAUGCAGUUACAGCAAGCCCAGACCUUCUCUGCAGCGCUGGCAACUAUCCAACAACAGCAACAAAUACAACAGCAGGUCCAGAAUGCUAAUGGAGCGGCUUAUAACAACAUGGCGGCUGCCUGGUCGAACCCGUUCGUAAACCAACAACCUGCCGGACAAGACUCGGCAUACCAGCGUUUACCAGUCAAUAAUCGGCGGCGGAACUUGAAGCGAGAGCGUCCUUCAGAUUUUCUGGAAGUUGGUGGUGAACCUGAUAACAAGGUGGCGAGGUAUUGGGAGUGAUUGACAGAGCACGUACAUAUGGUUUUCUUUGCAUUGGCAUCAUGGACAUGUACAAAUUGCACGCAUUUUAAUCGUAUUCAAUUUAAUUCGCUGGACAGUGUACACGCGAGAACAAGGAAAAGAGCAGUUCUAUCACAACUUUGGCGCUGAGGGAAAAUUA
This is a messenger RNA of Desarmillaria tabescens, 1985 nucleotides long. RefSeq names its product DWNN domain-containing protein. Gene Ontology annotation, molecular function: nucleic acid binding; ubiquitin protein ligase activity; zinc ion binding. The record is from RefSeq and is a predicted model, not a curated record. Gene Ontology annotation, biological process: ubiquitin-dependent protein catabolic process; protein ubiquitination. Gene Ontology annotation, cellular component: nucleus. Bases 158 to 1825 code for a protein of 555 amino acids. The transcript has 7 exons. Lineage: Eukaryota; Fungi; Basidiomycota; Agaricomycetes; Agaricales; Physalacriaceae.